Messenger RNA from Dovyalis caffra, 885 nucleotides. The record is from the annotation of a GenBank genome assembly. Lineage: Eukaryota; Viridiplantae; Streptophyta; Magnoliopsida; Malpighiales; Salicaceae.
AUGGCGGCGUCUUUUUCUUCCCCUCUUGCCUCCAUAGCAGGCCCAUCAAGUUCCUUAAAAUUAUCACAAAAAUCACCUUGCAACCACAAUUCAUUUCGUUUUGCAUCUUUCCUCUACAACCGCAACCUAAUUCAUAAGCCACUUGACCUUCAUGUAGGUGGGUCUAAGAAGGUUUUAUCGAUGUCUGAAGAGAAUCCUUCGUUUUCUUUGAAACUUGGUGCCUCAUUUAGUAAGAAGGAGAAAAUCUCUCCAGCUGGCAAGGAAAAAGAAACACAAGGUGAAGCUCAUUGUGAUGUUUCUGUGACUCGAAAGUCUAUGCAAUCCGCACCAGAAUCCGGGAUGGUUUCUUCGAUUCCCAAGAAGAUAGGAGAUACGUUUGGUACCUUUUGGGCUGGUGGUGGAACAGCUAAAAGGGUUUUGGAGCCAGGUGAAAAGGAACCUUUAACUUCCCUUAAUUGUCAGACCUCUGUUUUUAAGGAGGAGAAGAUCACUCUCGGUGGACAAGAUGAGUACAUUGUGAGAGGAGGAAGGGAUUUGUUUCACUUGUUGCCUGAUGCAUUCAAAGGGAUUAAGCAGAUUGGUGUCAUUGUUUGGGGUUCCCAGGGUGCUGCCCAAGCUCAGAAUUUAAGGGAUUCUCUUGCUGAAGCCAAGUCUGACAUAAAAGUCAAGAUUGGCCUCAGGACUGGCUCUCGUUCUUUUGCUGAAGCACAUGCUUGUGGUUUUACCGAAGAGAAUGACACUUUAGGUGAUAUUUGUGAGACUGUUUCAGGAAGCGAUCUAGUGCUGCUAUUGAUUUCUGAUGCAGCACAGAUGAAAGCUCAUGUUGUGAGGGGGAAGGAGAAGAAGGAAAAGAAAGCUCUGGCAUGUCAUCCCAAGCUGAGAUGA